AUGCUGGCGUUGGUGUUAUUUGCAUCUCUCACCGCCACUUUGGUUCGUGCAAUCGGCCAACCGAAAUGCGUGGCGACCGAACCUUCUCCUUCGACGUUUUCUGUCUUUCAGCAGGGUCAUGCUUCUACCAUCCUCCUCUCGGCCGACGAAUGGCAAGGUGUUCAACUUGCAGCAAACGACUUGUCAUCCGACAUCGAAAAGGUCACCGGUGUUAGGCCGACCGUUGCGAAUUCGAGCGACCAGUCACCCUCGCAUCCCAUCAUAGUCGGUACAUUGGGAAAGUCAACUCUCAUCGAACAAGUUGUGAACGUGACCGGUUUGAAUGUCUCGAGUAUCGAAGGCCAAUGGGAAUCGUUCAUGACGGCCAUCGUCGACAACCCGAUAUCCGGAGUGGAAACCGCGUAUGUGAUUAUAGGAUCUGAUAAACGAGGGACAAUAUACGCGUUGUAUGAACACUCUGAACAAAUGGGGGUGUCUCCGUGGUAUUGGUGGGCAGACGUGCCUACGGCGGGCCGCUUAGAGAUCUUUUUGAUAUCAUGCGCUCAUGGACCGCCUACUGUGAAAUACCGAGGAAUAUUUCUGAACGAUGAGCAACCGUGUCUGCAAAACUGGGCUGCGGAAAAGUUUACGAAUGGAACUGGUGCCGCGCUGACAGGCUCGCCUUUCAAUCAUUUGUUUUAUACUAAAUUGUGGGUCGCCCGUUUUGUUCGGCCUGAUUUCGUCGUGCCGACAGCUUCCUCCUUUAGGUAUAAGCUCUUGCUUCGUUUGAAGGCGAAUUAUCUCUGGCCAGGUUUCUAUCCUUUUUCACAGUGGAGCAGUGCUUUCGCUGUCGACGAUCCUGAAAGCCAGCGACUGGCUGAUGUCUACGGAGUCGUGAUGGGUACCAGCCAUGAAGAACCUAUGACGCGGUCUACGCCGGUUGAGUGGGAUCUAUUCGGCACUGGCGAUUGGAAUUACACGACAAAUUCUCAAAACAUUUAUCAGUUUUGGGUGGAAGGGGUCGAGCGUGCAAAACCUUAUGAGACCAUAUACACCAUAGGCAUGAGAGGCGCUGGCGAUCUUCCCUUGAGCGAGACAACUAAUAUCGAACUCCUGGAGAAAAUCGUCGCAGAUCAACGACAAAUCUUGACUGACGUUUUUUCCAAAUGUGAGCGUGGAAACGAUCCCUCAGACCAGGAGGUGGAGGGCUACUAUGACGAUGGGAUGAGAGUCCCCGAUGAUGUUACUCUUCUUUGGGCGGACGACACGUGGGGAAACAUGCGCCGCUACCCCGUCGAGAGUGAGCGGAAUCGUAGCGGAGGCGCCGGUGUUUAUUAUCAUUACGAUCUCGUUGGCCCUCCCAGAGAUUACAAAUGGAUUACUACCACUCAACUAUCCAAGGUCUAUGAACAAAUGUCGAUAGCAGUGGAGCGCGACGCAACACGCAUUUGGAUAGUCAACGUUGGUGAUCUCAAGCCAUACGAAUUAUCGACAGAGUUUUUCUUAUCAUAUGCGUGGGACGCGUCCCUCUGGAACCCUGAUAACCUGAACACCUUUGUGUCGAGUUGGGCACAACGAGAAUUCGGUUUGUCAGUUCCUGACGCUGAUAUUGUGCAAGACGUCAUCGCCAAUCUGACGCGGUUCAACGCGAGACGCAAGCCAGAGCUCUGGAACUCGACGACAUAUAGUCUUGUCAACUAUCGGGAGGCAGAAACCGUUGUAGCAGCAUGGGAUACGCUUGUCGGUGCAGCAACAAAGAUAUACGAUCAACUUCCUGAGGAAACGAAACCGUCAUUCUUCCAGCUGGUCUAUCAUCCAGUCGUCGCAAGCGCCAAUCUGGGUAAGAUGCUCAUCUCAGCAGGACUGAACAAUCUACGUGCCUCCCAAGCGCGUCUGACUGGAGACAGGAAUAUCACUACGCUGCUUGAUGGUAAAUGGGAUCAUAUGAUGGAUCAGACGCAUGUUGGGUAUUACUAUUGGCAGCAGCCAAUGAUGAAUUCAAUGCCUCCCAUCACGCGAGUCCCGCCAAAGAAACAAGCCUUGGCUGGUGAGCUUGGCCUGGUGAUAACCCCUAAUCAGUGUGCACAAGGAUACAACUGCCCUCCACCAACAAUUGUCUUGGAUUCCUUCGAUACCUUCCAGAAUCGAUUCAUCGACGUGGGCGCCGGUGGUCCUGUCCCGUUCACAUUCAGUAUCAUCACCAAUGCAUCCUGGGUAGUGCUCAAUGCGACUCAUGGUGAAGUGUCACCAGAGGAUCCAGAACAACGCGUGUACAUCUCUGUGUCCGACUGGAAUACACUCGAUGCGGGGGACUCCUAUGCUAACAUCACGUUCACCGCACAUGCAGAAGGCCAACCUGAUCUCUCUGUACCUGUCUUCUUCGUUGCCCAUAAUACAAUGCCUAGCUUGGCGUCUGAUUUCAGUGGAUUCGUGGAAGGUGCAGGAGUGGUUUCGAUGGAAGCUGCGCAUGCGAUUCGCAAUACGUCAGUUGAUGGCGUCUACUGGAGAGAGUUGCCAGGCAUUGGACGCACGCUCUCUGGGAUGACACCGUGGCCUCGAACUGGACAUGAUGGAGGGAAUUUUACUGCAGGUUCAGGACCGUCUCUGGAAUAUGAUUUCUUCACCUUCAACAACAUGACUGAGGCGACGCCCGUGGCUGUAUAUGUCUCUCCGUCACUGAAUGCGAACGGGCUGGAUCGACCUCUCGGGGUCGCGAUAGCGCUAGACGGGGAAGUCAUAUCGUCAUAUUUCAUACCUCCCUCCGCUCCGGGUACCGAGCCAGCAGCAUGGGGCGGUUACGACGGGUUUGUCGCUAACUCUAUUGUUCCGAUACAGUUAUCAUUUACCGGAAUCGAACCUGGCUCACACACCUUGAAGAUAUUUAUGAUCGAGCCGGCAGUAGUUGUGCAGAAAAUUGUCAUUGAUGUCGGUGGUCUGGAAUCAAGCUAUCUAGGCCCUCCCGAGAGCAUCUUAAUGUAAUUCAUAUGAGGACCGUCGUUGUUUUCGCUACUUGCUAAAAAAUAAUUUACACAAAUAAUAAGUACUUUUAGAUACACCGAUCAAGAUAUUAGAACUGACGAGGACUAUUACGUUGUCAGAGUUAUCAGAAUCGUACUGGGGCUACAUAGAUAUACAUCCUCCAUCCCUCCAUUGUCGAAUAAUCCUGGUUUACACGGGUUGCAUUCUUUUGACCUGCCGUUCCCAGGUAAGGGAAGAAAUACACAUAAUAUCAAUCGUUUUAAAAGGCCAGGUCACCCAGUUCCCACCCGUUCGAGCGGGGCCACUUGUCAGACCCAUAUCAUCUAGGAGAUCGUCGGUGUAUUGCGGCCAACUGUGGCGCAUCGUAAGUUCACUGAUCCAUCAAAACGAGG
Messenger RNA from Desarmillaria tabescens, 3350 nucleotides. RefSeq lists its product as uncharacterized. The coding region runs from base 1 to 2958 and encodes 985 amino acids. The record is from RefSeq and is a predicted model, not a curated record. The transcript has 24 exons. NCBI's taxonomy places the organism in Eukaryota, Fungi, Basidiomycota, Agaricomycetes, Agaricales, Physalacriaceae.